This is a messenger RNA of Pyricularia pennisetigena, 567 nucleotides long. RefSeq lists its product as uncharacterized. Lineage: Eukaryota; Fungi; Ascomycota; Sordariomycetes; Magnaporthales; Pyriculariaceae. Gene Ontology annotation, cellular component: mitochondrial outer membrane. The record is from RefSeq and is a predicted model, not a curated record. The coding region runs from base 1 to 567 and encodes 188 amino acids. The transcript has 2 exons.
AUGACAACCUACAUUCCCCAGCUUACGCUGCCUUACUCGGUAUUCACCAGCCCGGCUGCUUCUAUUUUGCUGCCGGUUGGGCUGGGAAGCCUCGUCGGUUGGAGCACUGCGCCCAAGAAGACAAAGGCAAAAUAUGCCUCGCUGAAGCAGCCGCCCUAUUCUCCGCCCGCCUGGGUGUUUGGUCCUGCUUGGACAGUCCUGUACGGCCUGAUGGGCUAUGCCGCCUACCGUGCCGUUGAUACUGGAAUGUCGCCGCUGAGCUCGGUCAUCCACCAGCGCAUGACCAAGCACGGCGCGACUCUUUACUCUAUCCAGCUCGGUCUCAACCUUGCCUGGAUGCCGCUCUUCUUCGGCCUCAAGCGUCCGGUUGAGGCCAGUGUCGACAUCCUGGCUCUCGUCGGGAUCAACUCGUACCUUACAUAUCUGUGGGGCUCUGUCGACCGCGUUGCAGGUCUCUGUCUGGCUCCCUACGUGGCCUGGCUCAGCUAUGCAUCUUACCUUUGCAUUGGUACCGGAUAUCUCAACGGCUGGGACAUCAAGGAUAAGGAAGUACCCAAGCAAGAAUAA